Adineta ricciae is the source of this 2616-nucleotide messenger RNA. The record is from the annotation of a GenBank genome assembly. NCBI's taxonomy places the organism in Eukaryota, Metazoa, Rotifera, Eurotatoria, Adinetida, Adinetidae.
AUGUUUGACCCGUUGUUCUUGCCAUAUGUUGUACGAUACGAUUGUUCUAUUUUAGAUACAAAUACAAGUGAUAGUUUGCUUCUAACGAUGAGCACGAAUCGUGCAACAACUGGCAAUAGCAGCACGGUUCCUAUGGAUUCUUAUAAUCAGCUGCAUGAGUCAAACAAUCAAGAAGACAGUUUCCAUCGCAAGAUAUUUGAUAAGAUCGAAGAAGCGAAACAAUCUCGAAAUGUUGAAAAGUGCCAACAGAUACUUGAUGAUUUUCUCAAACUGCUCAAACAUUUGACAACAGAUGUGAAUAAUUACAAUCUAGCGUUUCGUGAAACACGACCCUCAUUCUAUAUGCAGGAAUUUCAAAGAUUAACUGAUCGAAUUGAUACAUUAACAAAAGCGCGAGAUACACUAACGGAAUAUCUUCGUGAACUACAAAGUCAAACAAUCGAUACAAAUCUCCCUUAUUCGUCAUCAUUUAAUGAUGUUUCGACAAUGCAUAGUCAAUUUCAACAACAGUUACAAUAUUCUCCCACCAUGUCUCACUCUCCGCGUUCGUCUCCAUCGGAAAAAUCUCAUCAUCAGCAUACAUCAUCCAUUUCUUCAACACAUUCGAACUCAAAAGAUAGUUCUCAUAAUGAACAUUCAACUCCCAACGAGCAUCACUCAACUCAACGACCGCGUAGUCCAACUAUGAUGUCAAACAACUUUAUCCGCGUUCAUUUUCCGAAUAAACACACAACUGCACUUGCGCCGCGUACUGAUGAAACACUUGAAACGGCACUUCAAUUACGCGCUUCAAGACAUUCGGUGACUAAUAUACGUGCAUAUACGCCAGUCUAUAUGAUAUCAAGACAACCGUGCCCUUGGGAUAUCACUCUCGAUCGUCUACAAGAAACAGAAAUCGAACUCGAAGAAAAACCAAAUUUUGAUCAUUCAUUCAUACGAAAAAGAUUUUUUACUCUCACCUAUUGUGACAGUUGUCAUAAAAUCCUCUUGCAAGGACUCCGAUGUCUUGAAACGCUUCCAUCGCCUCGUUUUCGUGCAUUUAUGGGUGUACGUUGUGUGUUUUGUCAUCAUCGUAUUCGUGAAAUGUAUAAACGUUGUGUUUCAUGUGGCAAUACUUAUCAUAAUCAGUGUUGUAUCAAAGCACCUGUUUGUUCUCAUCCGAUUCUUCAACAUAUUAAACAUCUUGGUCCUGAUCGUUUUAACGUCGAUCGACCAAAUGUUCAAGCACGAAACAAGGAACAAUCGCGUAGCUUGCCACGCAUUCCACUACCCAGACAAGGCAUUGCAAUAAACCAAGGAGUCGGUCCACAAAAGGACAUUAGUCAAGAUUCACUCCCAACAACAACAACAUCAAAUGUUGGCACCACUCCAACUGCUACUCUAUCGACGAUCAAUAUAUCGUCAUCACCAUCAUCGAACACACUUUUUCAACCGUCUACAACACUUCUGUCAUCAUCGUUGCCGUCAGCCGAAUCACUCAUACUUCACAUUCCUCAGUUAUUACUGAUGGCCAAUGGAUCGAUUGUAACUAAUCCGGAGAAGCUUCGACCGAGUUUGGUCAAGCCAAAUAGUGACCUUCUUGCGGACGCAAAGAAAGCCUCACCUAAAUAUGUCAGUGAAUGGAAAAUUCGACCGGAAGAUUUACUUGACCAUGGCCGAAUGGUUGGUAAAGGUACUUAUGGAACUGUAUAUAAAGCUCAAGUGAGAUUACAUGGUGAUGUGGCCUUGAAAGAGUUGAAUUUCGUGUCACCGACUCCGAGUCAAUUUCAAGCAUUUCGUAAUGAAGUUUUUGCACUAAAAAAAAUUACACACCAGAAUACAUUGAACUUCUAUGGAUAUAUCGUUUCACCUCGUUUCGCCAUUGUAACACAAUGGUGUGAUGGCUCAACAUUGUAUAAACAUAUUCACAUUCUCGAUCGACAUUGGAAAAUCAAUCAACUCAUUGAUAUUGCUCGACAAAUUUGUCAAGGAAUGUCAUAUCUACAUGAUCGCGGCAUUAUUCAUCGAGAUUUGAAGUCAAGCAACGUCUUUCUUGAUAUGUGUGCUGAACCUGACGAUGCGGGCGUUUGUUGGCGCGUUAAGAUUGGAGAUUUUGGCUUGGCAGCUGUUAAAACCGUUCUUGCCGAAGGUGUUAAUCAACAAUUUCAGCCUACGGGCUCAGUUUUAUGGAUGGCACCUGAAGUUAUUCAACAGAAAGAUCCUAAUUGUUACUCAACUAGCUCGGAUGUAUAUGCGUACGGAUGUGUUUUAUUUGAAAUGUUUAGCGGAAAACUACCACACGCGCCAAUCAAUAACAAAGAACAGAUAAUGUGGCUUGUUGGCAAAGGUAAAUUGAAAAUCAAAGUUGAUGAAUGUCGUGAUGAUACACCGGAAGCAAUAACAGAUUUAAUACGUCAAUGCACAGAAUUUGACCGAGAACAACGACCGGAUUUUGCACCUGAAAUUGAUGAUGUUUUAUCAAAAUUUGAAUUCAUAUUUCCACGCACACAACGUUCACAAUCAGAGCCAUGUUUAAUUCGUAAUCCUCAAGAUGAUUUACUCGGUCUGUCGAUCAAUUUCGGCGUGCCCAAAACUCCCGUAUCCAUUCAACGACGAUUCAACGCUGACGUUUCAUGA